Messenger RNA from Bactrocera dorsalis (oriental fruit fly), 5453 nucleotides. RefSeq lists its product as uncharacterized. Bases 1702 to 4767 code for a protein of 1021 amino acids. The transcript has 8 exons. Lineage: Eukaryota; Metazoa; Arthropoda; Insecta; Diptera; Tephritidae. The record is from RefSeq and is a predicted model, not a curated record.
UCACAUAUUCGCUGCGCAGUUGAAACUUUUUUAAAUUUAUUUUUGCCUAAAUUUUGCUUCGCGACCUUCUCCGUGCAUUCUUAGUAGCUUAUUGCUUACGCUAGCCAUUUUCGGCCAUUGCGAAUUGGCCAAACUUCAGCUCAAGCAAUGCUGCCACCACUCAAGAUGGUAUUAGCGAGUAUAAAGAGAAGGUAGAAGAAAGCGCAUGGGAAGAGUAGCUAAAGCUUGUAAAAUAUAUACAUCAUCAAUACCACAGAAAAAAACCACAACAAUAACAACCACGCAUGCCAAAGCGCUCACAAACGAUAGAAAAAUGGAAUAAUAACAAAAACAGCAAAAGCAACAAAGUGAGCUUGUGAUGAUUUUCUGCAUGCUUCUUGCUUCGCACCUGCACUACCGGCUCUCGCGCCCGUCAUUUUGCCGCUACAUUCGCUUCUGGCGCUGUUUUUGCUGCUGAUCUGCUUUUCCACCGUCUUCUUCAUGCUAGCGCCUGUGCUCCAGCACUUGCUUCCAUUCCCCUUGCGCUAACUUUUCAAUUUUACUGUUUGGCUGCUUCCACGCCUUCGUUUGCUUUCAUCAACGCUGUUCGGCUGGCGCCCGAUUGGAGUUCGUAUCUUAAGUCUUUGGUUAGCCAAAGUUCAGUUUCUUCGUGUACGUCGUCAGUGUUGGUUGUGUCUAGCGGUUGGACUUAAGACUCAUUUGAACUUGGAGCAUAAACAAAUCUACAACUACAAACGCAAAUUAUAACUGUUGCAAAUAACAAUAAGGUGAAAUCCAUUAACAACAAUUCAACGUAACUUAACGCGUGCGCGCGUGUGUGUGUGACAAUUGUGCAGAAAUAUUUAUUUCAAAGCAAAAAUAAUUUAAAACAGUGUACAUGACACUUCAAUUAAUAAUAACUAAAAAAUUUUCAUUAGAUUUUCCUUAUAUCACAUAUACAAAUACAUACAUAUUUAUAUGUAUUGGCGCAGUAAGUUCUGAAGCAAAAACAAAACGCAGCGCUCAUCGAAUUUCCUCUACAUCGUGUGUACGAAGUAAGUGUGCAAAAACGGUUUAACUGUGUGCAUGUGUAUUGGUGUGUACUGCUGCUGCUGUGAAAGUGCAAAUAAAAGUUGUUAAACUUGAAAGAAAAUAAUUAAAUGCGUUGAAAGCUCUUCUAUAAUGAUUCUAAGUGAAAUUUUGUUGCCCUAAAAAAUGAAGAAAAAUUUGCAUGCGUCAGUGUUAGUGUGGAGAAUGAAGCAAAAACAAAACUAAAAUACGCUUAAAGGGGCUUGGAUUAUUUGCAACAACAAAAACUGAUCAUUUUCAGAAAAAGUGUUGCGAAAUUGAAAUCAAAGGAGAAAAUUAAAUCGUUAUUCGCUACAUUUGUACAGCAAUUGUUUUGUCGACAAUUUAAUGAGCCUCAGCGGUAUUGUCACAGUGCAGUUGCCUUCAAUUUUUUUCAACGGGAGUAAUUACUUUUAACCUAAAAACUGACUGCCACAUAAACACAGAAACUCACUUAAAAUAGAAAAAAUAGCACAAAAAGCUGAAAAAUAAAAUAAAAACCAGAAAAACUUUGCUGUGUUCGCAAACCAACAACCUACGCUCGACCAUAAUAGCAACAAAGCCGGCAACCAGCCUGGAGUUGGUGCAUAAGGCAUAUUUAUUGCUUUUUGAAUUUUGGCCAAGUCACAAGAUUACAGUAAAGAAAUAUAAAAAAUGGCUCUACGCCUGCGACGAGAUGUACAAAAAGCAUCCUACUAUGUUUGGUUUCUGGGCGCCGAGGAGGCGAAAGGUUUGCGCGGCACACGUGUCAUCAACUCAGUGCUGCCGUAUCUGAUUGAUCGGUCACGCGGCCAAGAGCCACUCAAGGUGACGCUGCAGGUCUCCCACAAGGGUAUCAAAAUAUUGCAGGGCUCCUCAAAACAUUUCAUACCACACAGUGCCAUAACCAGCUCCGUGCAAACAGAUGAUAUCGUUGCAUGCGUUUUGUUGCUUUAUAAUCCGGCAACAAAAUGUCCACUGCACGUACACGCCUACCGUUGCGAUUCCGAGUCCACAGCCGAGGCGUUGCAUCAACAGCUCCAAAUACUAAUCAAUCGGCCAGAAAAUCAAAAACGCUUUGAGGAAUUGGAAACACGUUUGGGCAUCCUGCCGCCACUGCCCUCGUCCGGCGGCGGCAGCGGCAGCGGCAACAGCAGCAAUGGCAAAUCUGCAGCCCACAUGUCUAGCAAUGGUCACGGCAACGAACACAACAACAGCAAGUCCAAACAUUAUUUGUCACAACAACCGCAGUCACAACUGCUACAUCAGCAACAACAACAACAGCGCCGCCAUGACUCGUCACCGAAACGAUUUAGCUCGUCGCUGGGCAGCGAUACCGGCAAUAGUACACGCGAAUCCGAAUGCAGCGAAGAGCAUAGCGGCGGCUCGCCCGUUUCGCGUUCACCGCCUGUUACGGCGACCACAAAACCACUGCCACUGCCACAGCCCACUAGCGAGCUAUUCGACUCCUUAGCCGCAGAGCUGCGUGCCAAAUUGAAUGGUAAUGGACCGCCUUUGUUACUGCCGCCACGCGACUACGACACAGUGCAUCGUUCCAAAGGUAAUUUGACGGCCAUCGAGCUGCGUCGCUGUCGCAAUGCAUUGAUAGUGGGCGGCGCUACACCCAAUGAUACAGCAGUGCCUGUCGGUGGCAAGCAGGUUUCUUCGCGCGGCUCAUCGGGUAUCGGUUCCGAUUUGGCGCCAAGCCCAGAGCGGCAGGAUUUAAAUAGUUCGAGUGAGGAUGAGCAGUGGUCUAAUGAAGCGGAUAAUUCAGUGAUCGCGCUCAAACCGUCACAGAUCGCAAUGGAACGUUCACCGCCCAUAAUUUCACAUCAUCCGCAGUUGAAUCGCAAGAGCGCCGUUCAACCACCAGAGGAUAGUUAUUUGCGUGAUUUACCUGCUAAGCCCUAUACGCCGCGUCAAAGCGCGCAUCGCGAGAAAAUCGCUGCACCCCCACACGAACGCGAUGCACGUUCGAAGACCCCGUCGACCGCGAGCUGGUCGCGCGAGGAUGAAAUCAAGCCAAUCAUAAUGCGUCCAGCUGAUUACGAUGCCAAAUUUAAUCGCGUCAUGCAGGCCGAGACCAAACAGGAUUAUCAUCGCCGCGCUGAUGGUGGCGGUGGAGGCGGUGGCGGUGUCGUUGGCAGCAAUAGAGAACGCGAACGUGAGCGCGAACGCGAGCGCGAUCAUCCGAAACUGCGCGACACUGAUAAAUACAAUGAAAUCAAUCGUUUAUUAAACAAAAAACUAUCACUGGAACGUGAAACGCCAGAUCCGCGUUUUGCCAAACAUAAACCAGAUGAUGGCGAGGACUUUAAUGACUCGGAUCCGGCUAGCGAUCAUAUGCCAGUGCAUCCGUCCUCCAACUAUCGCAAGGAAAACUUAACAGAUAAACAGAAGUUCAUCGAAUACGCCGCAAAGAAACAGUCCAAGUCAUUUGCUGUCGACGAAGCGCAGCGCUAUGGGGGUCGUCAUCGUUAUGUCGAUCCAGCCGAUCUGCCUUUCGAACAAACCGCAAGCCAUAACAAAUAUGCGGCUGCUCAUCGUACUACACACUCGCCAGAGCGUUCAGAAUUAAGCCACACUCGCAGUAAUGAACGCGAGCGAGAGCCAGAACGUUUGCGCGAACGGGAAAGGGAACGUGAACGCGAGCGAGAACGGGAGCGUGAGCCCGAGCGCAAGCAAUAUUCGCGCAGCAAUGAGCGUAAUCCAUACCGCGAACCUGAAAGCCUACCCUACAUACAGAGCAUGGAGAAGAUGAUGAAGUCAUCCGCCAUGCGUUACAAGGCUUUUGAUGGCGUAGUGGAGCCGGCGACAGUAGCGCCCCCGAAGGAAGAGCUGCACACGAAACUCAGUUCACAGCAUAGCAAAUCAUCGUAUACAAAGCGGCUCAAUGAUGACGGGCGACCACUGGAAUAUGCACACUCAAAUGGACGAUCCGAUGUCACACCCAAGGAUCGCUUCAAAGAUGCCAAGGACAAAUUCCGCGCUAUGGAACGCACAGGUAGUCGAUACGAUCUGGCCGAAGAGAAAGACAUCACCGACUAUAGACCACGACGACGCGGCUCAGUUGAGCGCGCAGAUGGCGGACGUUCAUAUGCUGACUGGAGUGAUGAGGAGCGCCUCGAUGACUCACCACCACCGCAACCAAUCGCUGCACGUUCGCGCUCACGUUCACGCGGUCAUCUCUGGGAGGAGACCAAUAUGCCACCACCACGCGAAAUGAUGCCGCCACGUGAACAUCAUUUACGUGAACAUGGCCGAGAGCGUCCAUUCCAAGAGUACGCUCCAGACAUGCGUGCACCACGGGAAUCGGCAGGCAAACGACCCGACGCGCAUCGCAUAAUGCGUGAACGCUCCAGCGACAUGACAGAUGGUCGUGAUCCUUACCGUGAGGCAUACCGGUAUGAACAGCGCGGCGCCUUACGUGAUCACUCACGUGACGCGCCACAUGUACGCGACGAACGCGAACGCGAGCGACAUCGCGAACCACUGAGACGUGAGUACUCGCCUGAUGUACGCGCAGCAGGUCCGCCAGAACAUCGCGCGAAUCGCCGACCAGCUGAAAAACAUACAGAUUACUAUCCUUCACCCACACCGCCACCACCCACAACCGGUGCGCCGAUACCGAAUACCAAGGGUAUCGCUAAUCUAUCAAAAGGCUAUCGUCACAGCUAUGCGGAGCCGGUGUUUGCGCGCGCCGGUGGGCGUGUAGGCUUGGCGGCCGUGAACCCAUACUAAAAGAGGACGUCGAAAAUGCGGUUUGGGGUUUAUUUGGAAAUACAUACUUGGUUUCACUGUAAUAUUACUAAUAAUAUACUAAUUUAGCAUAAGUAUUGAAAAGCAGAGAAAUUUUAAAACAGCAUGGCAGCAAGUAUUUGGUAAAUUGUUUACAGUUAACGAACAAUUUGUAAUAUUUCAAAUUUCUUUAAUAUUUUUAAUCAUAUAUUGUAUCAAAUUUAUAAAUAAUCGACGUAUUUACUUAAUUCCAGCUGUUUAGAGCGCUAAAAAAUGGUUUAAGCAUUGCUGGAAUAUAUAAAAAGUAUGUCUAUAAAAGUUUAGUCAAAACAAGAAAAUCUUUACCGAUAAUGUGCCUUUUUAUACGAACAAGCUAGUUAAAUUUAUCGAGAAAUCAACGAAAAUUAAUUAAAUAAAAAAAUAUUGCAAAUUGUUAUAUAGAUACGUACUCGCAAAUAUUUAAAUUCAUGUAUGUAUCCAUAUUUAAUAUAUAUAUAUACAUAUAUAUGUAUGUAUUUUUGCAGUAAUUUUUAUAAAACGUCAAAAAUUGUACUCACAUUUUACAAUAUUUCUGCAUAAAAUGUAUGUAUAAUCUAUAUUUUUCUUCAAUUGAUUUAAUUCGUUGUUACUUUGAAGAAAAAUUGUUAUUUUACAACCUAAAUUUUCAAUAAAGAAGUCUAGUUGAUAUA